Messenger RNA from Syzygium oleosum, 1114 nucleotides. Its product is annotated as transcriptional regulator SUPERMAN-like. NCBI's taxonomy places the organism in Eukaryota, Viridiplantae, Streptophyta, Magnoliopsida, Myrtales, Myrtaceae. The transcript has a single exon. The record is from RefSeq and is a predicted model, not a curated record. The coding region runs from base 141 to 851 and encodes 236 amino acids.
CUCUCUCUCUCUGAGUUUCAUUUCUUGUCUUUAUCUUGUGAAAUGAUGUGAGAUUAGAUUCUCGCUCUCUAGUACUCACUUAUGGUUUUCUGAGUUCUUGAAUAAAGGGAAAGAACACGCACACACACAAAAGGUCACUCAUGGAGAGGAAGAGUAGUUUGAGCAACAGCUUGAAGGACCACUGCACCAGAGACUCCUCCGCCACCACCCACCACCACCACCACAACCACCACCAGAGGCUGAAUAUGAUAAAGGUGGGUUCUUCUUUGAUCAGCCACUACCCGAGCCACACUGAAGAUUACCUGAGCGGACUCUCUUGGCCUCCGAGGUCUUACUCAUGCAGCUUCUGCAAGAGGGAGUUCGGCUCGGCCCAAGCCCUUGGCGGCCAUAUGAAUGUCCACCGCCUGGACCGCGCGAGGCUGCGGCAGUCGACCCCUCCUCCGCUGCCAGCCAAGGCCGAGAAGGCUGAUUGUAGCGGCGGCCAGGACCCGCUUCUCGGCCUCAACCUCAACCAUAACCCUAAACCUAACUCCAACAACCCUAACCCUAAUUUCUCCUCUUCCCCUUUGUCCUCGCCUCCCCAUUUUGCUCGAGCAUUGCCAACCUCGAUUCGUCCUUCUCCUCCUGCCUUUACUUCAACGCUGCCGUCGAUGAAUUUCCCUCCAGCCAGUGAAAUGGGACGGGCUCGCAAGUGUCUUGCCACUAGGGCUGGCGAAGCGGAUUGCGGUUGGACUACUCAAGGAUAUGCCAAGGAUACUAAGAUUGUUAGGCUAGGAAUGCAGGUGGAUCUUCUCAACAACUUUAAAGAAGACGAGGUCGAUUUGGAACUUCGCUUGGGGUACUCCAGUUAAGUGAGGCUUUUAAUACUUGCCAUCCUUAAGAUUUUCAAUCGUUAUAUGUUAGCUUUCAGAUCUCUGUGAGCAGAGUAUUAUGAUUAAGAGCUUAUCUUAGAUUACUAGUAGCCCAGAUCUAAGUUCACAUAUUGCUAUAUGUGUAUGUAUAUAGCAAAUGUCCUAACUCAUCCAUUGUACUCGAUCAACCGUUUCUAAAUGUGCUUCCUUCUUGAUCUGACUUGUUAGACCUAAUUGCUUUAAUUUCAACUUCAUUGUUCUUU